CUCGGCGUAGCGCUUUACGGUGGUAGCGCUGGUAUUAGGCACCGAUUUCGUGUUCUGGCAGCCACCACGCACCACCACCACCGCCUGCGCCCACCAGCACUACCGCGAGGCAUGGUCUCCUUCCUGUGCUGCAAAGCAGCACCGGACGAGGACGCGCCGUCGACGCCCAAGAAGAAGAAGUCUGCGGUAGCACCCCGGCAGCCGUCGCCGGAGGAGCCCGAGGAGACGGUGGUAGAGACGAAGGAGGAGCCCGAGGACGAAGGCCCGCAGGACGGCGGCGGCCUCUCCUGCGGAGGUGGUCCCGACGAGCCGUGCCGGCGCCGGGCCUGGGCCGGCAUCCUGCCGCACCAGCGCGCGCUGCUGUGCCCGCUGCACGCGCCCGCGCCGCCCCUCGAACAAAUACCCGAGGAGGCGUUGGAAAUUCUCAAGGACGGCAUCGAGACGGACAUGCCGCUGCGCUGCGCCCAGGCCCUGCAGUUCCACCUGAAGGACAUCACGGCGUGCCCCUACGCCAUCUGCGACAUCCGGAGGUACGGGGACAAGGGCGAGGUCAUCGGGACGGAGUGGCGGACAUUAAGGGGCCGCUACAAGUGGUCCGUCGCCGCGGCGUCCUCUCGUAUGCAUUCAUCGGCGGUGACGCACUUCAUUCCUGUGGUUCCGAGGCGCCGCGAGGCGUACCUCAUGAGAGAGAAAACGUAAUAGACUCGUUGUCUGAGCCGACCGUUCACGCGAGAGACGCGUAGCGACACGGAAACCGCCCCUCAUCGCUCAUCAACGCAGGGGCCUGCGCGACGGCGAGGUCGGCGAGGACGCGGCCAUGGUCACGACUUUGUUCGCGCACGCGACGCGACGGAACGCGGCCAAGUGCUGCGGAUACCUUGCGAUCCUCGAGGGCCAUCAAGCAAACGCGGGCCCGGGCAGGGAUAUGAAUGACGAGGGGUUCGCGCCGCCGCCGCCCUUCUGGCCCAAGGGCGGCGUCGGCGGCCACAAGUGGCGGCCCUACGACAUGCGGCCGCACGAAGACCCUUUGGACGCGGCAACCCGGCCCCUCGUCGCGGCGCCGCCCGAGCCGCCGGACGAGAGCGAGGAGGUCACCGUGCCGUUCAACGACUGGCACGCGUUCCGCGACGAGGCCCGGCUGAAGGCGCUGAAGAAUGAGAAGUACACGAUCGACGGCAAGUUGAUAAAAUAGUUUUGUGGUUUUUA
Molecule: messenger RNA, 1206 nt
Organism: Pelagomonas calceolata
Lineage: Eukaryota; Pelagophyceae; Pelagomonadales; Pelagomonadaceae
Source: the annotation of a GenBank genome assembly